Messenger RNA from Gavialis gangeticus (Gharial), 1558 nucleotides. It is a transcript of the gene CXADR, whose product is annotated as coxsackie virus and adenovirus receptor. Bases 58 to 1044 code for a protein of 328 amino acids. The transcript is spliced from 7 exons. The record is from RefSeq and is a predicted model, not a curated record. NCBI's taxonomy places the organism in Eukaryota, Metazoa, Chordata, Crocodylia, Gavialidae. Gene Ontology annotation, cellular component: basolateral plasma membrane; intercalated disc; bicellular tight junction. Gene Ontology annotation, molecular function: cell adhesion molecule binding. Gene Ontology annotation, biological process: homotypic cell-cell adhesion.
CCACUUUUCUUUCUAGGUGUAACAGAUGGCUUAAAAAUAACUCCAACUGACCAGCCUAUGAUUGAAAAAGCUCAAGGAGAGAAAGUUACGUUGCCAUGUAUGUUCACACUCUCACAAGAAGAUGAAGGCCCAUUAGAUAUCGAAUGGGUUUUAAUACCAAUCGAUAAUCAAAAGAAUGAACAAACUAUAAUUAUGUAUACUGUAGACAGGGUCUAUAGUAACUACUAUGAAGGCAUGCAUGGACGAAUGCAGUUUUCCAAUCCUGAUCCAAAAUCUGGUGAUGCCUCCUUAGAUAUUCUAAAUCUAAAGUCAACAGACACUGGCACAUACCAGUGUAAAGUGAAGAAGGCUCCUGGAGUUCAGAGCCAAAAAAUACAAUUGACUGUGCUUGUAAAGCCAGCAAGAACUAAAUGCUACGUUGAAGGAUCACAGGAAAUUGGAAGUGACCUGACCCUAAAAUGUGCAGCACAGGAAGGCUCCCCGCUCUUGUCUUACAGCUGGAGAAAACUUGCUGGCACUGGCACAGAACAACUUCCGGCUACAUCUUUACUGAAUAAAAACACAGGAGAACUUUCUGUGAAAAAUGCCUCUCAGGAUAACUCUGGUACAUACAGUUGCAUUGUUUCCAACAGAGUUGGCACAGACGAAUGUUUUCUUGUGCUGAAUGUUACCCCUUCUGUAAAUGUAGGUGGCAUAAUUGCAGGAGCGAUUAUAGGAACAUUGCUGGGGCUCUGCUUACUGGCUUUUUUCAUAUCGUAUGCCUGUAAGAAGCACAAAGAGAAGAAAUAUGAAAAAGAAGUGCAUCAUGAUAUUAGAGAAGAUGUUCCCCCUCCAAAGAGUCGGACUUCAACAGCCCGCAGCUAUGUAGGCAGCAAUCGUUCUUCUCUGGGUUCAAUGUCUCCUUCCAACAUGGAUGGAUAUACCAAGACUCCAUAUAGCCAAGUUCCAAGUGAAGACUUUGAACGUACCCCUGAACAAAAUUCAAACUUUGCACCGCCAAAGCAUACCAUCACAGACAAGAUUCGUGACAUAACAGUGGUAUAAACAUGAAGAAACACGCAGCAUUUUCCCCAUGAAUUUCAAGUAUGGAUAAACUGAAGUCUGUUGUGAAAUGAAGUAUAUUUUUUGUUCUUUAUCUAUUUCACUUAGAGCCGAAUCUGUAUUUUUUUUAUUUUAAGUAGCAAUCCUUUCUAUUAAUUUAUAAUACAAAAUUUGAAAUGUGACUGUUUAAAAUAGUUCUGAGUUUUAAAAAUCUAUGAAGAACAUUUUGACAAAAUAACAAUCAAUGAAGUUUACACAAAUCAACUCAGGUAGCAUAAAUGUAUUUUGGUGCUUAAGUUAAAUUCACUUGCAGUUUUUUUAAGUUGAGAGCGAGCCUGAAGACUGGACUUUUUAUAGGAAAUGUGCCUUCUAUUUAAAUAUUGUGAUGAUACUCUUAAUUCUGUUAUAAAUAUAAACCUUUUAUAAACAUGCUUCUUUGAAAUUAAUUUUGCUACUUUGUAUUCCAAGCCUGUAAAUUUUGUCGUACAGUUUUAAUAAAACAUUGCAUUAUGAUGGA